Molecule: messenger RNA, 2381 nt
Organism: Aspergillus homomorphus CBS 101889
Lineage: Eukaryota; Fungi; Ascomycota; Eurotiomycetes; Eurotiales; Aspergillaceae
Exons: 4
Coding region: 147-2000 (617 amino acids)
Source: RefSeq, a predicted model, not a curated record
CUCCGGCUUUCCCUCUUCUUUUCCCUCUUUUUUCGCCUCCCAACAAAACCCUCCCCUCUAUCUCCCAAAUCACUCGCUCUUUCAUGCAUCUCAACCCUCUUUAAUAUAUUCUUUUAUAUUUCCCAUCAGGUCUCUAUUGGCCUGCAAUGGAUUCUAUCGAGCCUGUCUCUGGUACCUCCGACCCUCCGCCCAGCCAACUCCGACCGACGUCAUACCCGGCUCGUCCGCGGGCGCCUUCGCUGCGUUCGCGACGGCCCUCUAUCAGACUCCAGCGCCUUUCUUCGUUUGGCAGCCUUGGUAUUCCACCCCCUCAGCGCAAUGCAGAGGCCGCCAACCGACCCUUAGCCUCGCAAGAUGCUACCCUCGCGUCCGGGCCCGACCCGGAUGCUGACGAUGAUGCCUGGCAGGGGAACCGACGCCGCAGCAAUUCCGAGCCCCGACCGGGUCGUUGGUCGACCACCUCGAACCCAGUACUUCUUACCCGGUUUGCGACAGGAGAUCAGAUGCACCCUGUUCAGGAGGAAGCCUCUCCUCAAAGUCCUGGGGUAGCCGCUGAUACUUUACCACCGCUGCCGCAGCAGAAUCCGGAGUCGCUGCAAAUACCCCAACGGGGGAGCCGCGGCUUCAUGCGCUGGUCCAGUGGGGUCCCCACAAAUCGGUUCACAAGGAAUCGCGCAUCGACUGUGAGUGGCAGCGCACCGGCUCAGACAGCAGACACAGGCGAUGAAUAUCGUUCCCACAUCGUGGAUGUGUUGGAUGUGAUCGAUCCCGAAGUGUCGGCACUGUCGACUCUUACAAACGUUCAGAACUCGCUGUUCGUUCCGAACUUGGGUCCUUUUGUGAACCGUAAUCAGACAUAUACUCUUUCACCGCCCCCCGCACCGCUCAGGAAUCUAGAAUCAUCGACAAGUGACGAGGGUGAAGACGAAACCGAGGAAAAGGGCCGGGAGCCCGCAGUUCGUCCAUCGGUUGAGCACACCCUUACCUCUGUGCUGGACGAAGGCGACGAGGCUCGUUUUGCUGUCUUGCCCGAAGGCAGCGAUCUCGCGGGUUGGUCCGCCGAGGAAAUUGAGGAACUGAAUGAUCAUGUCCGGCAUAUGUUGCACUCGCGGAGAUCCAAGUUCAAACGCUCCAUGAAGGGAUUCGGGAAAUAUGUCUCUAAGCCACUGGGAUUCUUGGUUACACUGUAUGCCACGUUGAUCACGCUUUUUGGCCUUGCAUGGGUGUUGUUCCUGAUCGGCUGGAUCAACGUUGGAGGACGACAAUCGUAUCUCAUCAACGUCAUCGACAAUGUCCUCGUAGCUUUGUUUGCUAUUAUGGGGGAUGGUCUGGCUCCGUUUCGGGCUAUCGACACGUAUCACAUGAUUUUCAUCGCACGCUAUACAUUCCUAACAUGGAAGAUUCGUCGCAAGCGCCAAUUACCGGAUCUCAAGAACAAAAAUGAUCUGCCAUCGCGUCGAGAGGAAGACAUUGAUGUUGAGUUCGGCGAUACCCCCAAAGAGGAAGAACAUGAGUUCAGUGUGCUCAACAAAGUGCAGCAGUCGAAGUUGAUACACCACCAAACCAAGCUCGCCAACUCGCACACGUUUUACAAACCGCACGAGACUUUCACCCAUCAUGCUUUCCCGCUGCGCUUGCUCAUCGCGAUUGUGGUCCUACUAGACUGUCACUCGCUGUUUCAGAUUGCGCUGGGCGCCUGCACCUGGGGCAUUAGCUACCACGUGCGCCCCUUUGCGCUGACAACUGUCAUCCUCUGCUGCUCCAUCAGUUGCAACAUCUCCGGUGGUGUCUUGAUUAUGAUUGGCGACCGGAGGACACGCAAGAAGGAUGUGGUUGAGCGCCUCUUCCGGCAAGAAUUAACUCAAGAAGCGAUGAAGAAGAUGCGGAAGAAGAAACGCAAGGAGCAACAGGACCACUCCGAGCAUCAAUCUCCGUUGACCAGAUCUCAUUCCAACUCGUCGCCGACUGAAGACACGGAACCAUUCCCGACUGUGUCCUGAUACCGGGACUGGCCGAUUUACCUUAUCUAAUUCACCCUAUACAUGCUAUCCUCUACGAAGCCACGAACACUACACCAAGAUCUAUGCCCGUCACAAUAACCAUCUAAUUUUCACUUGCUGUCCUGAAUCUAAUCCGUUUCCAAAUACCCAUUUUCUUUCAGCGUCCAUGACAAUCUCUGGAUGACAAUAUAGUUACCUAUACGAGUCAUUCCAAUCCAACCGCGCGUUUCUACCAAAAGCUCGCAGUACGCUUGUCGCUAUUUGAUUGUCCAUAUUAUCGUGUCAACCACAUUUGGCUGUUUAUAUACAUCUAUCUCCGUUGCUGAUUGCGGACUAGCUUUUUAGUCAACUGACUUCAAACAUUGAUACCAAUACCGUUAC